CAGCAUCAACUGGAACUCAAAAUCGAAGCCAAAUUGAAGUUCUCACAGUUCCUGGAUGAAGUGAGCAGCCGAGUCCUUCGCCCUACCAACCUGUUCGUGUUGUCCAAUCAGACUGAAUCCUCCAGGUCUAACUCUUCCAUCUCCAGUCACAGUGGCAAGUCCCAGAUCCCAGACCCUCAACAGCAGCCGGGGGACGUGGACUUAUCUCAGUGCCCAGAUCAGCCGCAGAGUAUCCAGUCCGCGGAUGGGAUGCAGGAAGAACAAGGUGCUCCAGAGACUCUAGGAAAAGCCUACCUGGAGACGGACAUCGACUGUGUGCGAAGAGAGGAUGAGAUAAAGGAAGUUAAGGCCAAGAAAGAGACGGCCAUCACAUUUGAGAGCAACGAGAGAAGAGAAGUUAAGACUACUACAGAAUGUCUUCCAAACCCCAUCCAGAGAAUCAGACCUUUGAGCCCGCUGCUCUACAGAGAGGAAACCCUCGCUAGAUAUCCUUACCGAUCUGUUUCCCUUCCCAGGGACAUCAACAUGGCUUCGGACGAGGAGAUGCAGACCAUAAGCUCUCUGCAGGAACAGAAAGAAGACCUGCGCAAACGUCUCUCCUACACAACUCAUAAGCUGGAGCUUUUAGAGCGCGAGUUUGACUCCACGAGACAGUACCUGGAGACCGAGCUACGCCGAGCCCAGGAGGAGCUCGACAAGUUCACCGACAAAUUACGCCGAAUACAGAGCAGUUACUCAGCACUGCAGAGGAUCAACCAGGACUUAGAGGAUAAAAUCCAACGAAAUUCACAGCACCACGAUGAUGAGAAACGGGCUCUUAGCAGAGAAAUCAUCGUCCUUAACAAUCAUCUCAUGGAAGCUAAGAUGACCAUUGAGAAACUGAGAGAGGACAAUGACUUAUACAGAAAGGACUGUAACCUGGCUGCACAGCUCUUGCAGUGUAAUAAGUCACUCUACAGAGCCCAGUUAUCUGAGUUGCCUGCAGAGUUUCAGGAGCGUGUAAGCUUGCACAUGGAGGGUUCUUCCCUCUGCCAUUCCCCAUAUGCCGACACAGUGCCUGCCUCUGUCAUUGCUAAGGUCCUGGAGAAACCAGACGAGGUCUGCAGCAGUCAAGCCUCUCGCUCACCCAGCCCACAACCCCAGGAACGCCAGGGAUUCCUCGUGGGCACAAGCCUUGUGGGUAGCACUGAGCGCCUUGGCCUCCGAGCUACUUACAAGUCAGACCUGUAUAGCAGUGACACAGCGCUUUAUUGCCCUGAUGAACGGAGACGAGAGCGCAGACCCAGCAUGGACCUUCAUGGACAGCGGACAGUGUAUGAACCCCAGAACUCCACUGACAGCAACCCAGAAGAGGGAUCCAUGUCCCUGCAGCCUGGCUUCUCCCAGGACCACUUCCGAAAGUUUACAACCUCUCUGGGAGGAGGCUCUAGCUCUUACUCAAGUUUUAGUGGAGGAGGGUCAGAGGACAAGGGGCAGGAUCCUCCGAGCAGUGCUGCAUCUUCUCCGCGCCACCAAGCGCUUUACAUGGACUGGAGGGAUGGGGGUGAAUACGAGCACAAGAGCGACUCUUCCUGGGAGAGGGAGAGUCCAAGCACCUUUACGAAGGCCCAUACUUUUCAACCGCCUGAGUCCAGCCACCAUCAGAAUGGUAGCUCACCCAUCUACAGCAGAACAAUGUCCUCAUGUUACAGUGAACCUUAUGAGCCCCUGCCACCUUCCACCUCCCCCAGCAUCACCUAUGGUGACAGUCGCCGUGGAAGCGCUUUUAAUCCUGAGGAAGAAGAGCUGAUUGGUCGGUGGAGGCAACUGAGUGUGGAGGACCUGAGUGCCCAUUCAUACCGUAGUCCCGGCCGGGCAUCACCCUACAGCUUCUCUGAGCAGCACUUCUCUGUCCGGCCUGCAAAAAUUCGUCUUGGUCCUCUCUACAGUAGCUUCCAGGAAGGUACUGAUGUAUACCACCAUCACGCCGGGGUACUAGAUCCCUUCUCUAUCCCCAGCCCUGAUUGCAGCCCAGGCUUACGGCAGCAGCAGCAAAGCCAACCUCACCUUUACUGUUCCAAGGAGGAUAGCCAAGAGUCCGAGCACAGCCUCUACAGCCCCAAGGACGGUGGGGUGGCAGCUGGGGGCCAGGCAACGGAGUAUGUUGACGUAAGUCCCAACAGUUCAAAUGAGUCACUGGACCAUGGAUCUCUGGAGAUGGGUGCUGAGCUACAGCAUUACCAACCCGAGAGGCACAGCGUGUCUCCUCAGGGAACCACUCCACCACCACCUCCACAACAACCGUACCAAAAAUUUGGCACACUAGGGCUGUCACGUAAGGACAGUCUCACCAAGGCACAGCUCUAUGGUACUCUACUAAACUAAGAGCAGGGUUUCCUGGUUACUCUCUUUUGUCAGAAGGUUUUGAAUGUUAAGCUACAGUUUGAGCCAAACAUAUGAUGGGAUUUUCUGUUGAAUAUUUUCAGUCCAUAAGCUCACUUAUCUUUUUUCUCUCUAUUUCUGUAUCUGUUACAGUGUUUUCUAAACAUCGAACAUACUUUGCUUAUGUUUCUACAGUUGAUAUGAAGCUCUAACACUCAGCACUAUUUGUAUAGCCUAUUUUGAAAGUUUAUUAAUGGUUCUGUGUGAUUUGUGGGAAAGUAUUUUAAGUGCAUUGGGUGCAUUAUGAAUUUUUGGAAACUUGUCUGCAGAGAGAGAGAUUAACUUUGUUUUACCAAAAGCCUUCUGGGCUCUUAAGGGUUUCUGAAUGAACAACACAUGCUAUGUAAAAAGAAAUGCUAAUUUUGACAAGAAAUUUGAACUUUUAUUAUUUAACUUAUGACUAGCUGUAUUUAUUGUUAAGUAUGCUAUAUCUAUAAUUGUUUAAUAAAUGUAACACUAUGGAGAGACUGACAAAUCUAUAUAAUUGUAAAAUAUUUAUAUUGCUAUGAAUAAGGCAGUCAGCACAAUUACACAUGCUGCAAACAAUUAAAAAUGCCCCAAAUGAGUUAAGUCAAAAUAACAAUUUGAGAUUUCACUGCGACCCAUUGACAGAUCGUUCCACAGGUUUGUGAGUGAGACCUUAUGAAAAUAUUUUUGAGAAUAAACUCUGCAUGGAUUCAUAUUACCCUAAGUCAGCCCUUCAAGAUCAAGUCCCAACCAAAGCGAUACUUCUAAUCUAUUUCUAUUUCAAAUAGAUUUGAUACUACUCAAGUCUAUUACAACAUGAAACAAGUACAGUUUCUUGAAAGCACUGGGCAUUUAUUUAACUCCUGAUGUGUUUUGUUGGGUGAUGGAAUUUCCGAGGUGAUUGUUCUUUUCAAUGUUUUCUCUUUUGUUUCUCAGUGCUGUAAGCCCCUCCCUCAGGCCCUCUCUACCUCACGAUUCAAUCCCUCGCUUCUUUCUUAAUCAGCUGGGAUCCUGUGUCAGUUGACACAAUGAUGCAUGACUCUGUUUCUUCUGUUUUGCUUUCUAUAUCUAAUAAAGCACAAUAGUUGCAC
Messenger RNA from Sinocyclocheilus rhinocerous, 3479 nucleotides. RefSeq names its product brain-enriched guanylate kinase-associated protein. NCBI's taxonomy places the organism in Eukaryota, Metazoa, Chordata, Actinopteri, Cypriniformes, Cyprinidae. The record is from RefSeq and is a predicted model, not a curated record. Gene Ontology annotation, cellular component: synapse. The coding region runs from base 250 to 2364 and encodes 704 amino acids. The transcript is spliced from 7 exons.